Oncorhynchus kisutch (coho salmon) is the source of this 4657-nucleotide messenger RNA. It is a transcript of the gene plppr5b, whose product is annotated as phospholipid phosphatase related 5b. The record is from RefSeq and is a predicted model, not a curated record. NCBI's taxonomy places the organism in Eukaryota, Metazoa, Chordata, Actinopteri, Salmoniformes, Salmonidae. Gene Ontology annotation, molecular function: phosphatidate phosphatase activity. Gene Ontology annotation, biological process: phospholipid metabolic process; phospholipid dephosphorylation; signal transduction. Gene Ontology annotation, cellular component: plasma membrane. Bases 468 to 1424 code for a protein of 318 amino acids. The transcript has 6 exons.
ACUAAAGCUGACGCACGACUCUGACUGCGGUGAAGAUGACUUGGAGGCGAAUCUAAAGCUCCAACAAGUUGCUCAGAGUCAUUCACUGCGGGUGCUGAAAGGAGAGAUGAAAAGCAGCAACGGGCGUGCGUUGUCACUCCUCUUUCCAUCAUUUGCUGCCCACGGUGAAUAGCGGCGCGGCUGCUGCUGCGCACAAACACAGAGACCCACGCGUGCGCUCCCUCCAAUCCACACGUUUUCAUCUCUAUCUCGUUCAUUCCGGUUCCAGUGACCAACCGGGGGUGACAGAACACAGCUCUGUGAACAUCACCAUUCAGCAAUGCCUUAUAACGAGCAUUAGUGGCAGUAGGAGAAAUGUGUGGCUGACAGGUGCUAUGGUCAAGCUGCUGCGCUAGGCUAGGGGCGAAGAAGGCGGAAUGAAAACAGAGGUGGCGGGGCUUUCUCUCCUCAGUCAAGUGGAUUGUUAAAUGUUCCUUUCGCUUCCUUUGACGAACAUGCUUUAUUUUCAGCUGGUGAUCAUGGCGGGGACGGUCAUGCUGGCAUACUACUUCGAGUACACGGACACGUUUAACGUGCACGUCCAAGGGUUCUUCUGCUAUGACAAUGCCUACGCGAAGCCGUACCUCGGACCGGAGGAGUCCAGCGCGAUCCCUCCCGCUCUACUGUAUGCGCUCGUGGCAGGGGUCCCAACACUUGUGAUCAUGAUCUCAGAGACCGUCCUGUUCUUGAUACAAUACUCGUCCAAAGAGCUGGACAGUCAGGAGAAGACCAUGCUGACAGGAGACUGCUGCUACCUCAACCCUCUGGUGCGCAGGACCUUUCGCUUUCUGGGAGUGUACACGUUCGGGCUGUUCACUGUGGACAUCUUUGUAAACGCGGGCCAGGUGGUGACGGGCAAUCUGUCCCCCCACUUCCUGACGGUGUGUAAGCCCAACUUCACGGCCCUGGGCUGCCAGCACGCCCUCCGCUACAUCAGCCACCAAGAGGCCUGCACCGGGAACCAGGAGGAUAUCCUGCGUGCACGUAAAACCUUCCCCUCCAAAGAGGCUGCUCUCAGCGUCUACGCAGCUCUCUAUCUUGCGAGUUACAUCACGUGCACGGUGAAAGCCAAAGGGACGCGGCUAGCCAAGCCUGUUCUGUCCCUGGGUCUGAUGUGUCUGGCCUUCCUCACAGGACUCAACAGAGUGGCUGAGUAUCGGAACCACUGGUCUGAUGUCAUCGCUGGCUUCAUCAUAGGACUGGCCAUCGCUACCUUCCUGGUGGUGUGUGUGGUGCAUAACUUCAAAGGCAAGCUGUUGCUCAGUGAAGACCCCCCGCAUGACAACAUGCCUAGUGCUCCCAUGAUGAACAUGUCCAGAGUGGAGAGCCCACUGGAGAAGUACAUUGCCUCGCAGAAUCACAUCACCUUCGCUGAAGUCACAUGACGUUGAAUCGUCCGUUUUGCAAACCCAUUGGACAUCAACGCUCUUCACCGUCCAAUCAAAAAUGUAAUAGUCGGGGUGCAACGCUAACUCAUUAUGUACGGCUACUGUAUAAGGUCUGUCUGUGUUGUUGUCUUGUCAGUCCCUGUAUCAUAUCCUAUGCCGCAGUCAUGUAAAAAAACUCCUCAAUAGCUUGAUGGGAAGCUCUUUGCUGUGUUUCUCCAUGUGUUUACUGCAUUUAUUUCAUCUAUUUUUGGACUUAAUCCCUAAAUGAGGAAAAUUGACCUGAUUCAACUUGAAUUAACUCGACUUGUCAUUAUAAGCAGAAAUGCUGACACGCUGUGAUCCAGAUGCCACUUUAUACUGUAGAAGAGAGGACUUCAUCAUGGAAGUGACUGAUAUGUUCUUAUUCAUUCUGCCAUCGCUCCAUGUAAAUUAUAUUUCAUCAUUGGACUCUAUUUUGUGUACAAUAAGCAUUGUUACAUUAUCAGUAUCCUAAAUAAUGGGAAGCUAGGGAGCAUUAUUUUUCUCAAAUGUAGCCUACUGUAUGUUGUGUUGAAUUUGUAGAAUUUGAUCAUUUUUAUUCAUGUUGCAGUUCCUAAAGCUGAUACGCCAUCACUUGGAGAGGAGUUGGUUGUCAUCUGUGUGUCAGCGUGUGUCUCCUCUCUCUCUCCCUCCCUCCCUCCCUCCCUCCCUCCCUCCCUCCCUCCCUCCCUCCCUCCCUCUCUCCCUCCCUCCCUCCCUCUCUCUCUCUCUCUCUCUCUCUCUCUCUCUCUCUCUCUCUCUCUCUCUCUCUCUCUCUCUCUCUCUCUCUCUCUCUCUCUCUCUCUCUCUCUCUCUCUCUCUCUCUCUCUCUCUCUCUCUCUCUCUCUCUCUCUCUCUCUCUCUCUCUCUCUCUCUCUCUCUCUCUCUCUCUCUCUCUCUCUCUCUCUCUCUCUCUCUCUCUCUCUCUCUCUCUCUCUCUCUCUCUCUCUCUCUCUCUCUCUCUCUCUCUCUCUCUCUCUCUCUCUCCCUCUCCCUCUCCCUCUCCCUCCCUCUUCAGCUCUCUCUCUGGUGUGGAAGGGAUACAGUGAAUGGAGCACAAUGUCGCUAAUCGUUUAGUAAUUACUUUAAGUCUAUUGUUGAUACAUAUGAACGCAUGUGACAGGGAACUGUGUCACUGUCUCACAGGCCAAUAUUGAGAUUUGUUGUGUUAUGGUGAAACGUCAUUGUCUUACUAUGAUUCUCUCAGAUAUUAAUGUAUGUAACUGAGGUUCAACAAUACCACAUCUGUCACUGGUGAAAUUUGAAAAGGGUCUUUCGUCCUAAGACACCUCAGAGUAUGCAGAAAAAAAACUGCACUUUGCGAUGCAAGCUGCGAUUCGAUCGACCAACCCCAGUCAACGCGAAAAUAGUUUUAAGAGGAGCAAUAACAUUCAUUUUCUGACUGUUUUGCCCAUGAGUAGAGAAGAGCAGAGCAUAAUAUUGAUGUCCCCAUUAUGUUGCCCCUGAAAUCUAUAUUUUUGUAAUGAUCACUAAAGCACUGAACUAUCAUAAAGGACACAACAACACAGAAACAUGAUAACAGCAGCACUUUAAAAUCAAGCUUGACUCAGAAACGCAGGCAAGAUGGCCGCCCAUACCGCUGCUGCUUGGAAAAUAUACGUAAUUAUGUCUAGAACAUUCAGGAUUUGUAAAAUCUGCUAACAUGUGCAUUGCAAGACCUAACGGUUAGUGUUAUUAUAUUCAAAUGAUGGAAAAAGUGAACUGUAUAAAAUGUAUACAUACUGUAGGUCAAUAUCCUUCUGUCAGACAUUAUGGCUGUCUAUUUUCUUAUGGUUGUGCACUGUAUGUAUGUGUGUGUUUGUUCACAAAAAGUACAGUACAUGUGUUAAUGGACUAGUAUUACUUUAACAUAGCUAUACCAUGUUGUACAAGUGCACAUGACUAUGUUCUGAGUUUUUUAUACUCUGACUUUAAUAUUUCCUCUAUUUAUGUUGUAUUACAACCUCUACUGCAUACUCAGAACUUUAGUUACACUACACACUCAUACAUUUAGUUAAACUACAUACUCAUACAUUUAGUUAAACUACAUACUCAUACAUUUAGUUAAACUACAUACUCAUACAUUUAGUUAAACUACAUACUCAUACAUUUAGUUAAACUACAUACUCAUACAUUUAGUUAAACUACAUACUCAUACACUUGGUUACACUACAUACUCAGAACUUUUUGUUACACUACAUACUCAUACAUUUAGUUAAACUACAUACUCAUACACUUGGUUACACUACAUACUCAGAACUUUUUGUUACACUACAUACUCAUACAUUUAGUUAAACUACAUACUCAUACACUUGGUUACACUACAUACUCAGAACUUUUUGUUACACUACAUACUCAUACAUUUAGUUAAACUACAUACUCAUACACUUGGUUACACUACAUACUCAGAACUUUUUGUUACAAUACAUACUCAUACAUUUAGUUAAACUACAUACUCAUACACUUGGUUACACUACAUACUCAGAACUUUUUGUUACACUACAUACUCAUACAUUUAGUUAAACUACAUACUCAUACACUUGGUUACACUACAUACUCAGAACUUUUUGUUACACUACAUACUCAUACAUUUAGUUAAACUACAUACUCAUACACUUGGUUACACUACAUACUCAGAACUUUUUGUUACACUACAUACUCAUACAUUUAGUUAAACUACAUACUCAUACACUUGGUUACACUACAUACUCAUACAUUUGGUUACACUACAUACUCAUACAUUUGGUUAAACUACAUAUUCAUACCUUUUUGUUAAACUACACAUUCAUACCUUUUUGUUAAACUACACAUUCAUACCUUUUUGUUAAACUACACAUUCAUACCUUUUUGUUAAACUACACAUUCAUACCUUUUUGUUAAACUACACAUUCAUACCUUUUUGUUAAUCUACACAUUCAUACCUUUUUGUUAAACUUUUGGUCCAUAGACAAGACUUUCAUGCAACCUAGCUACUGAUCUUUUUUUUAAAUGACAGGUUUUUCUUCUUGUUCUUCCCUGGUUUGAAGUCAGACUGUUACAUUGUCAUUAUUUAGCAUAGUGAAUCAUUUUGUAUGGAUGUUGUUGAUAUUCUGGUCACCCAGUUGUUUUACCAAACUUCUAUUUCAUUCCUUUGUCUUUUUAUCAUGACCUUUUACACUGUAGACAAAAUUCAAUUUACAGUCUUGGAAUAAAAAACAAUUAUAUCAAGAUUG